This is a messenger RNA of Penicillium canescens, 792 nucleotides long. RefSeq names its product RibD family protein. The coding region runs from base 1 to 792 and encodes 263 amino acids. Gene Ontology annotation, biological process: riboflavin biosynthetic process. NCBI's taxonomy places the organism in Eukaryota, Fungi, Ascomycota, Eurotiomycetes, Eurotiales, Aspergillaceae. Gene Ontology annotation, molecular function: 5-amino-6-(5-phosphoribosylamino)uracil reductase activity. The transcript has 2 exons. The record is from RefSeq and is a predicted model, not a curated record.
AUGGCGGCUCCAACACCCAGAGAUGCAUUGGACUUUCCUGAGUCCGAUAGGGACUUCCUGAACCCUCACCUUCCAUCCCAGGUUGGCACCGCCGAUGAUCUCCCCUUCACAACACUCACCUUUGCCACAUCGCUCGAUUCCUCUCUUGCUCUCUCACCUGGGGCCCGCACGGUCCUCUCUGGGCCCCAGUCGAAGGCAAUGACACAUUAUCUCCGAUCACGCCACGAUGGUAUUCUGAUUGGUGUUGGUACGGCAGUGGCAGACGAUCCAGGUCUCAACUGCCGCAUUGCAGGAGUCGGAGGUUACGGUAAUGAAGGCUUGAAUGGCCAGCCCCGACCAGUAGUCAUUGAUCCAUCCGCCCGGUGGGACUUCUCUGAUGAUAGCAAACUGUUUCAGCUUUGCAGAGAGGGCCGCGGCCGUGCGCCAUGGAUUGUGACAGCACUUGAUCAACCCCUCCGGAAAAGCAAGCUCUGCUGGAGAAGCCGGCACCAAAUCAACUGGCAUGAUCUCCUUGUCACCCUCAAGUCGAAUGGUCUUUUGAGCGUCAUGGUAGAGGGUGGUGGCCAGGUCAUCAACUCUCUCCUAAGCCCUUCUCAUAUGUCUCUACUGAGUUCUGUGAUUGUCACAAUUGCUCCAACUUGGCUAGGUCAGGGUGGUGUAGUCGUAUCACCCGCCAGGCGGUUCGAUGACAGAGGAAAUGCGAUUUCCGCUGCGAGAUUGACAAACGUCAAGUGGUACCCAUUUGGCGAAGAUGUCGUGUUGUGUGGUCAGGUCAAUCUUUCCGAUGCUUGA